UGAGGAGCAAACAUCCUGUCUUUCCCACAGGUCCUGAAUGCAGCAGGAGGGCGUGGUCCACCUGAGAACCAGGAAGGUGUUGCAGAAGAGUGUGAGGUGACACAGCAGCAGGUUUAGAGCCUCCACCCUGCAGCAGCAGCAGAACACUUACACACACACACAGUCGACCUUCCGCUCACCUGAACAGUUCAACCAUGAGGUGGCGCUCUCCUCAUCUUCCUCUCCUCCUCCUCGUCUUGUCUUACCUCGCCCUGUUGGUCGAGGGAGCAAAAUCUUCCGGAUUCAAGAUCUGCGCCUACAAUGUGCCGAAAUUCAACUUCGCAAAAGCAUCAAAUUAUAGAGUGCUACACACUCUGACACGGAUCGUGUCCCGCUGUGAUAUCUGUCUCCUGCAGGGCGUGAUGGAUACUGACGGUAAAGCCAUCAAACGUCUGCUGGCUUCCCUGAACAGGUAUGAAAGUAACAACAACUACAAGUCAGUUUCCAGUAAGAGUCUGGGAACCUCUCCCACCGACAUGGAGCAGUACGUUUUCAUCUACAGGACCGGGACGGUAAAUGUGACGGGGAAGCAUCAGUACCAGAAGAAACAAUCCUUCGUCAGAGAGCCGUUUGCUGUUGAGUUCCAAAGCACGAAAAUUGCAAUCAAGAAGUUUAUUUUGGUUCCUUUGCACACGGAUCCCGGUCAGGCUGUCAAGGAGAUCGACCGGCUCUACGACGUCUUUCAGGAAGUCAGCAAGAUAUGGAACAAUUCGAAUGUGAUGUUCCUGGGAGAUUUCCAUGCCAGCUGUGCCUACGUGACCCGAGCCAACAAGAAGAACAUCCGACUGUUCACCGACCCACAAUUUUCCUGGAUGAUCCGUGACAAAGUAGACACCACCGUCAGCGACGACACCAACUGUGCUUAUGACAGGAUCGUGGUACAUGGGAAACCCUUGCUGAAGACAAUCAGGCCGCUCUCUGCAAAUGUCUUCAACUAUGUCAAAGACUUCAAACUAACCAAGACUAAGGCGCUGGAGGUCAGCGACCACUUGCCUGUGGAGGUGGUACUAAACAGCGAUGCAUUUCUCCUUCAGGCCACGCCCCUCCUGAUCCUCAUCAGUGUCUCUGCCAUCGUGCAGUUGUUCCUGUCCGCUCUGUGAUCGCUUUCUUCAGUCUUGAGAGAGGCUAAGAGGAAGGAAGGACACAUUCAGGUACUUCCACAGUCAGUCCAUUAGACAGUAGAUGGCAGUCGAGACGCCCCCAGAGAAACAGACCGGAGUACCAGCAGGAAGUUAAACAAUGUGCUGCUGAGGACGGGGGCAGCAGCAACACAGAUUUUAGACUUUUAAAUCAAAGAUUGAGGGAAACCUAUCACAAUUUAGAAGAUGGCAAAUACUUUCAUAUAAUUAUAAUUGUAAAUUAAUGAAUGUUUAAUAAUUGUUUAUGAAGAACAACCGCAGUAGUUCUGGUCCACAUGGCCUCUUCGUUCUGGUUUCUGGCCUUCAGACGAUUUAUCAGGUUUUUUAUCCAAAGUGCCGUUCAGCACCGUGAGUGCCCAGAUAUAAUAAUAGUAAUACAAUUUAACAUAAUGUAAACAGGAUGGAUGACAGCAUGGUGUUUGUGCCCACACAGGCCAACAGACAGACAGAGGACUUUAGAGUCAUUACACUUUCUGUAUGUAAAUACUGUAUAUUUAAUUUUAAUAACAAAUAAUACAACUAUUUGGCUUUUCUACCAGGUGAAUCAUUAAACUGUUAUUAUUUUAGAGGUAAGAUUUCCUCAUUUUUUUCUGUCAUUUUCUCAUCUGUCUGUUUUCUCUGUAAAUAUUUGGAAUAUGCCAGGAAAUUGUAAGAACUUUUUUUGUUUUUAAUAUUCAGUGAAGUUUUUUAU
Molecule: messenger RNA, 1869 nt
Organism: Cottoperca gobio
Lineage: Eukaryota; Metazoa; Chordata; Actinopteri; Perciformes; Bovichtidae
Product: deoxyribonuclease-1-like 1
Exons: 10
Coding region: 195-1139 (314 amino acids)
Biological process (GO): DNA catabolic process
Cellular component (GO): nucleus
Molecular function (GO): DNA binding; deoxyribonuclease I activity
Source: RefSeq, a predicted model, not a curated record